GGGGGUCCGGCGCCCGCCGCUCCGCCUGAGGGCCCGAGACCUGUCGCUCCAUCUGGGGGUCCGGCGCCCGCCGCUCCGCCUGAGGGCCCGAGACCUGUAGUUCCAUCCGCCUGGGGGUCCGGUGCCCGCCGCUCCGCCCGGGGGCCCGAGGCCUGUCGCCCCGCCCGGGGGCCCGAGGCCUGUCGCCCCACCCGGGGGCCCGGUGCCUGUCGCCCCUCCCGGGGGCCCGGUGCCUGCCGUCCCGCCCGGGGCCCGGUGCCUGCCGCCCCGCCCGGGGGCCCGGUGCCUGCCGCCCCGGCCGGUGGCCCGAUGUGCCUCUGCCCGGAGUCCAGCCCGAUCCCGGUGUGCCUCUGCCCGGAGUCCAGCCCGGUGUGCCUCUGCCCGGAGUCCAGCCCGGUGUGCCUCUGCCCGGAGUCCAGCCCGGUGUGCCUCUGCCCGGAGUCC
This is a messenger RNA of Staurois parvus, 444 nucleotides long. Lineage: Eukaryota; Metazoa; Chordata; Amphibia; Anura; Ranidae. The record is from the annotation of a GenBank genome assembly.